CGAGGGUCCAUUGGUUGUGUCAAGUGGCAUAAUGCUUGGGACCACCACAUGUCCAUGUGGCACCUUAUUCUCUUUGUUCCUUUGGUGAGUUAAAGUUCCAAAGCAUUUAUAAAUGCUUUAAAGGAUGUCUCCACUUUCUAUGUGGGACUUAAAGCAAAGCAUUAAAUGCUAUUUAACUCUUUUGUCAUUUUGAAACUAAUAUUGCAAAACAAUUUCCAACAAUAAAUAACAAUUGUCUCAUAACCUAGAAUCAAUAACACUAGUAUACACAUAGAAUAAUUGUUUUGGUGGAUGAUUCACUGAAGACCCCAACCUAGCUGUUAUAGGCUAUACCUUUUUCUUAUGUUUAGAUUGGUGGUAUGAGACAAAAUGGAAUGGAAUGAUAAAUAGUGAGAUUAUAUUGUUCGAGUUUAUAAAUAAUGGAUAGAAUAAAAUUGAAUAUGAUAAAAUUCAUUCUAUAUCCAUAUUUCAUUCUUGGUUUGACAAUCUACAUAAAAUAUCAAAAAGAUAAGAGAAAGAUGAAGGGUUCUCAAAUUCGGUAGAUAAGCUAUAUAGAUAAAUAUCAUGUAGGUCUUUGGAGAUGGAAGAAGGUGAACAUGUGUUCCUAUGUGUCAUAGUUAUCAUUAUAGUUGGUAGAGCUAUCGAGUCAAAAGAGCAGAUUAUUUUCUCAAAAGAAUAAAUCAUUCCACCACGGUCAUCUAAAAGAGUCAUGAUGAUAUAUUGUUUACUUAAUGAAAUUUUAUAAAAAAAAUUGAAGUGAUAUCACUUUUAAAUAAAAGUGAAAGACUCAACUAAAAUUCUGAAGAAAUCACGAAUUUACUAGUGUUGGGAUUCAAACCAAUGAAAGAUUAAAGAUAUCACCACAGUUGUUCAAAAUAACCGUUGUAAUAUGUUAAUAAUUUUUAAUUAAAAUAAUAGUGGCACCUGAAUUUAGAUAUAUCACCACGAUCCUUCAAAGGACCGUGGUAACGUGUGCGUUGUGUAUAUACUUUUUUGUAAAUUGUUAAGAAAUCUAACGUUAUACCAUAUAUCAUUAAUUGUUUGAAUAUGUGUAUAUAAAUUGGAGCAGUCUUUACCGUACAAGUCGGUUUUUUAAGGUUAAGUUAAACCAACCAUAAUUUUUAAGAUAAUAUUAGAGUCUCGUUUAAGACCCGUUGAAACAUAUGCUCAAAUGAUUAGUUAACCAAUAUCUUCACCAAAUCUCGAUGAAACCUCGUAUUGAUGCAUAUGAUAUAUACAUGAAAGAUGUUUCAUUGGUCGUUUGAUAUAUUUGAUCAUCACUCGACUCAACAUUAUGUUAAGUGACUUUUGUUUUUCUUGGCUGAUCUUAAAAUUCUUUUAUUAUGAUAAUCAAAGUUCAUUUCAUAUUGCAACUAAUGUCAUAAAGUGCUACAUUGUUUUUGACCAAGUACAAACUGGUGUAUUGCUUUUGUCAUCUGUGAGUUUUCAAGAACAAGUUGUGGACUUUUUCACCAAAGGUCUUCUCCCCUAACCUUUCACGACUUUAGGUUUAAAAUUGGGCUUGAUAGAUAUAUACCUAGCUCCAUCGUGUGAAGGGGUAUCGGAGAAUGAAAUUUAUUCCUCGUCUAUAACAGUUGUGCCAGCACUAUAUAUAUAUAUAUGAUGUAAUCUUGCUGCUUUUUGUUUACUGCUUGCAUAACUUGAACUGAAGAAAGCACUACAUAUUGGAGAAAGAAGAAGAUUAAUUUCUCAAUCAACCCGAGCUUGCUUGCAUUGAAAGUGGUGAAAAAAACAGAUGGCGAGUUUUCUGAUUGAUUACGCAAAGCAAAAUAUGGAGAAGUUGAUAAAUGAAGGGCUAAAAGAAUUCGGUUAUAUAUGUUGUUUCACAUGCAUUGCUAAGGAACUUGAAGAAGAAAAAGUUUGGUUGGAAGCAGAAAGGACAGCUGUUGGGCAGCGUGUUAAAGUUGCAAAAAGAAGAGGAGAAGAUGUUGAAGCAAAUGCUCUUUUUUGGGAAGAAAAAGCUGAUAAGCUCAUUCAAGAAGACACCAAAACAAAAGAGAAAUGUUUUAUUGGAUUAUUUCCUAAUUGCAUAUGGCGAUACAGAAGGGGAAAGGAACUGGCAAAUAAAAAAGACCAAAUAAAAAAAUUAAUGGAAAUUGGAAAGGAACUUGCAAUCGGACUCCCUGCUCCUCUUCCAGAUGUUGAACGUUAUUCAUCCCGACACUAUAUUUCUUUUAAAAGCAGAGAAUCGAAAUAUAAUGAGCUUUUGGAUGCAUUGGAAGAUGACAACAAUUAUAUAAUCGGGUUGCAAGGGAUGGGGGGCACAGGAAAAACUACAUUGGCCAAAGAAGUUGGUAAGAAACUUAAGCAAUCCACACAAUUUUCGUGCAUUAUUGUUACGACAGUGUCAUUUUCUCCUGAUAUUAAAAGGAUUCAAGAUGAUAUUGCUGGGCCCUUGGGAUUGAAGUUUGAUGACUGUAGUGAAUCAGACCGACCUUUAAAACUAUGGAAAAGAUUAACAAAUGGUGAAAAGAUUCUUGUAAUACUUGAUGAUGUUUGGGGAGAUAUUGAUUUUGAAGAAAUAGGGAUUCCAUAUAGUGACAAUCACAAAGGUUGUAGAGUUCUUGUAACCACGCGCAAUGUGGAGGUAUGCAACACAUUAGGAUGCAGUAAGACAAUCAGAUUGGAGCUCUUGUCUUCAGAUGAUGCAUGGGAAAUGUUCAAACGACAUGCUGGUCUGACUGAAACUUCAACUAGAAGUUUGCUAGACAAGGGUCGUAAAAUUGCAGACGAAUGCAAAGGAUUACCAAUUGCAAUUGCUGUUAUCGCAAGUAGUUUGAGGGGAAAACAACAUCGGGAAGAAUGGGAUUUUGCCUUAAAAUCCUUGCAGAAAUAUGCUUCAAUGCAUGAUAUUGAUGAUGAUGAUGAUGAUUUGGUUAAAAUAUAUGAACGCUUGAAGUUUAGCUAUGAUAAUAUGAACGAUGGAAAGGCAAAGAGACUAUUCCUGUUGUGUUCUGUAUUUCGAGAAGAUGAAGAAAUUCCUACUGAAAGUUUAAUCAGACUUGGCAUAGGAGCUGGCCUUUUCGGGGAAGAUUAUGGCAGCUACGAAGAUGCUCGAAGUCAAGUAGUUAUAUCCAAAAAUAAACUCCUAGACUCUUGUUUAUUGUUGGAGGUCGAUGAUGAUAGAGUGAAAAUGCAUGACUUGGUUCGUGAUGCAGCCCAAUGGAUAGCAAACAAAGAGAUUCAAACAGUAAAGUUGUAUGAUAAAAAUAAAAAAAGAAUGGUUGAAAGGGAGAAGAGUAUUAAAUAUUUGUUAUGCGAAGGAAAGCUUAAAGACGUGAUAUUGUGCAAGCUUGAGAGUUCAAAGCUCCAAAUUCUAAUUGUCCAUAUCGACAGUGAUGAUGAUGAUAGGCACAAGGAGAAAAUCGAAGUCCCAAAUUCGUUUUUUGAAAAUAUUAGUGGCCUUCGUGUUUUCAAUUUCUUUACUAAUAUUUAUCCAACAAAUCUAUCAUUACCUCACUCAAUUCAGUUGUUGAAGAAUAUUCGAUCUCUUCUUUUUCAUGGUGUUGAUUUAGGUGAUAUCUCUAUUUUGGGAAAUCUGCAAAGUCUUGAGACACUUGAUUUGAUUUGGUGUGAAAUUAAUGAAUUUCCAGAAGGAAUGGCAAAACUACCGAAUCUUAGAUCGUUGAAAUUGAAAAUUUGUGAAAUUAGAAGGAAUAAUCCAUUUAGAGUGAUUGAAGGAUGCUCCUCACUUGAAGAGUUGUAUUUCAUAAACAGUUUUAAUGAUUGUUGCCGAGAAAUAUCCUUCCCAAUGUUACAAAGAUUUAUAGUGGAUGAUAAUCAGAGAUUUGUGGAUGAUUCACCAUCAAAAUGUGUGUCUCUUUUACAUCAAGAAAAUGAACAUUUACUCUCUGAAAAAAAACUCAAGGAUUGUAUUCAAGCAGCAGAGGUUCUUAUACUAAGAACAAUCUGGCGGGGAUGGAUAAAUAUCAUACCUGAGAUUGUUCCUAUGGAUCAUGGUAUGAAUGAUCUAGUCGAGCUUAGAUUGAGUUGCAUUCGACAGCUUAAGUGUCUCAUUGACACUAAGUAUUGUAAUUCUCAAGUAACAACUGUGUUCUCCAAAUUAGUUGUACUAGAUUUGGAUUUUAUGGAAAGUUUGGUAGAAUUGUGCAAUGGUCCCCUUUCCUUUGAUUCUCUCAAGAGUUUAGAGAAGCUGAACAUCAUCUGCUGCAAUCAAUUGCAAAGCUUAUUCACGUGCAGCCUAAACCUCUUCAAUUUGAAGAGAUUGUUAUUGCUACAAUGUCCGAUGUUGAUCUUAUCCCUAUUUCAACUGACUACGUCUGGUAGCCUAGUGUCAUUGGAGGUAUUGAGAAUAAUUGGCUGCAAACAUCUCGAAUACAUAAUAAUAGAUGAAAGAAAAGUGAAGGAAUCGAGAGGAGAAAUAGUUGCUGCUGCUGAUGAUAAUGAUCGCAAGAUGAGUCAAGACUCAAUAUUUCCAAAACUGAAACAUGUAUAUAUUGCACACUGCCAUGGAUUAAAAUUUAUAUUUUCAAUUCAGGAUCUUCCGGCACUGGAAUCUUUCUCAAUAUCUGAUUGUGAGAAGCUGCAAUACAUAUUUGGCCAUGAUUCAAUAAAUAAUUUUCUAAAAUGUGAUGUUACCACGCCUUCUCCCAUUUCUAGAGAUGCUUCCAAGCCAGGAAAACAAUUAGAACCUUUGAAAUGCAGUACCUUUUCAUGGACCAAUAUAUGUUGCUUUGGUAAAAAAUCAAUGACUACUGAAGAUCAACAGCAGGAUAUGCCUUCGAAGAGUACGAGCCUUUUGGAGAAUUCAUUUUCCCUCAAUCACCUUACAGUGAUAAAAAUCUUGCGAUGCGAAAAAUUGGAAAAUGUGUUUUCCACAUCUAUAUUAAGAUGCCUACCACAAUUGGUUACUCUAAAAAUAGUAGAAUGCAAAGAGUUGAAGCAUAUUAUUGAAGAUGAUUUGGAGAAUGACAAAUCCAUAAAUUUUAAGUCUACAAACACAUACUUCCCAAAGUUAGAAAUACUUAUUGUAGGAAACUGCAACAGACUCAAAUGUGUCUUUCCGACCUCCAUAUGUAAAGAGCUUCCAAAGCUAAAAGUUCUGAUGAUAAGAGAAGUAUAUGAGCUGCAAGAUAUAUUCAAAACUGAAGGUGAUGAUCAGAAACUCGAGAUUCCAAAUCUGGAAGUUGUAGCAUUUAUCAAUCUUCCAAACCUCUCCGAUGCUCAAAAAGUGCACUUUGAGGCCGUAAAUUAUCGUCUUGUACAAAACUGUCAUAAUUUUUCUCUGACUUCAGCAUCAAAAUCGGAUGACAUAGAUGACAUUGAUGACAUUAUUGGUUUUGUUCAAAGCAUAGAAUAUGAAUGCUAUACGGAAUUGAAGAUUCAAUUGAAACCAUUAAUAAGCCAUUUCACCUGCAAUGGAAAACCAAGUUCAAAAGUCACUCAAGAAUCUGCAGUUGGGGUUGAAGCUGAAGCAACAUCAGAAUCAGGAAGUAUAUUGACUUCGUCACAGCCACAGGGUGUCGAGAUAAGUACCGAAGAUGGAAUUACAUCAACCAAUGUUAAGACUUUAACAUCCUCAACCCAUUCAAAAUCAAACAGUUCAUCAUCACCUCAUUUAGAAUUAGUCAGUUCAUCAUUUGAUCCAUCUUCACAGAAAGAUGGUGAUUGCCAAAUAGCCACGACGGAGACCAAUGAUGAAGUUUCUCUAAAAGCUGCCGCUUCCAUGAAAGAAAGCUCAAACAUUGAGGAACAGUUUCCUAAGGAUGAUAAAAUAAUAGUUUUCAAAUCUAAACCCUCUUCUAGUAUCACGUCUCCAAUAGCAUCUCAGUUUCCUCCAAUAGUAGAAGAUUUAAGUUCUCCUUUUCUUGUCACAAGGGAGCUCGAACAACUAGUCUCCAUGAAGCAUUUGGAUUAUGAGAGCUUGUCUCUAUUAACUGAUUUUCUUGUUAAGCAUCCUUCUGUUCUUUUAAACAACACUUCACUUAGUAACAGAUACAAGGGUUAUGCCUACAACUGUCUAGCAGAGCUAUUGAAAUUCCUCCAAACCCAUAGUGUGUUGGAUGUGUUAGGUUCAAACCGCUCGGAAUUUGUUGAAUUAUUACAAGAUGUGCGCAAAUGUGGUUUUGAUAAGGAAUGGUUGGAUGGUGUAGAAAGGCGCGUUUUGUUUUCUGAGACAUUGAAAAGAUUAUUGGAUUCCAAGCAACAAGCUGUCUCCAUGGAAGUUGAAGAUCUUAAGCAUGAAUUGAAAUCGUCUGAAGCUGUUUUGGAGAGUAUCAUUCAACAAAAGACGGUUUUAAGCGCCCCUAUUGGUUAUUAGAUUAUAUUUUCAUGUACAUGUAUUCCUUCAUUUCUAAUAUGCUAUUCUUUUCAACGUGAGAGUUAUUCUUGUGCAUAAAGCUUCGUCAUUUCUCAUAUGACAUGAACUUAUAAACCAUCUUAUUAUGUUUGUGUAUUUAAAACUAUUAUUCAUUGAUGUAUCGUGUAUUAGUAGUGUGUUGUGAUCUGAUAUAAAAAC
This is a messenger RNA of Lathyrus oleraceus (garden pea), 6499 nucleotides long. RefSeq names its product disease resistance protein SUMM2. The record is from RefSeq and is a predicted model, not a curated record. Lineage: Eukaryota; Viridiplantae; Streptophyta; Magnoliopsida; Fabales; Fabaceae. Gene Ontology annotation, molecular function: ADP binding. Bases 1757 to 6301 code for a protein of 1514 amino acids. The transcript has 7 exons.